ACUCAUUUCAUUGCAGCACACUAUUCCAUCAGAUGAAGAAGAUGUUUACAGCUAUGUUAGGUUGCUCAGAGACUGCUGAGAGGGACACAGAAUGGGAUAUCUCAGGAAGGAACAUCGAGAACUUUAUGGAAGCACUCCAAGCUGCUAGUAAGUUGUCAGCAGAUAAUAUCUUGGAAGUACUCAAGUUGCUGGAAGUCAAAAUCAUAAGUAACAAAAUGUCGAUGCUGCUCUGCCAGAAGGUGACAGAUAUCAUCAUCAGCUACCUGAGGGCAAUGAAGCCAGAGGGAGAACUGGAGGAGAUUUGUACUGCAGUCCUAAUGGCUCUGGGGACCCACUGCCCAAGAAUGGUCAUCCUCAAGCUGUGGGACAAAGCACAUCAGCACAACCUGCCGCCAAGGAGCCUUCUGGUGGCAGUGGGGAAACUUGCCCUCUGCCAGGUGCCCCAGACAGAGAAGCUGAGGAGCGAGGUCAUGAAUUCAGUCAUUGUCGCCAUACAGGAGGACCGGAAACCAGUGCAGAUGGCCCUCCUGAACUUCAUCAAUACGCUGGGCCAGUACGACUACCUGACCCUGCCCCAGGGGAACACCGUCAUCAACUACCUCAUCAAGCUCAGCGAGUCUGACCCCUCGAAUGAAGAGGACAUCCAACUGAUGUGUUCCAAAAUCCUGCAGAUGGUACACACAACUAGGGUGUCCUUGCCCAAACUGGUCACCUUGGCAUGUCAGCCCAGCAACAUCUCAGCCUUUGUGAUCUUGAGUAAGACGACCACGGAGCUAGCUCUGAGGGCCCGGUCCCUGGGCCAGGUCCCCUACCUCAGCAGCUUCCACCUCAGGCCCGCCCAGUUCAUCUCCCCGCAGAGACUCCUGACCCAUCUCAUGUUGUGUUCUCUGAAGCCCUACAGAGAAAAGAAGUUUGGAGUAAGUGCCCUAAGGCUACUCCAUGCCUUACACCCUAUCACCUCCCUGCAUCCUGUUAUCAACUCGAACGUGGGCCAGCUGUGGAUGAAGGAGAUCCCUCAGAUGUUGCAGAUCCUAGAUGAGCACUCUGAGAAGAGCCUGAGCCAGAAGGAGUGGGAGAGCAGGCUGCUCCAGUUUUCAAGCCAGUCACUAGCAGCCAUCAAUGAUGACAGCUGGCUGGAGCAAUUGGCCACGGUCAUCUUGGAGAAGAUACGUUAUUUCAGCAACAACGAGGAGAAGGCUUUCCUGUAUAAAUUCUUUGGCUUCAACCUGCGGACCUCAAGGAGUCCAAAACUGGUGAAGACGAUGCUCUCUUCCAUCCUAGACACUGGCCAUGAGGAGCUGCAGGAGAGAGAGGGCAUUGCCGAGGCGCUCAGUAUCGUGUCCCUGAGACACUUGGAGAUAGUUCUGGACCAACUGCAAGAAUAUGGGACUGUACUCACCAACCAGCAUGCAUCCUCCAUCCUCAAGCUGAUGAAGGAACAUCAGCAGACGGAGUGGAGGCUGGUCUGCAAAACUAUCUACUUGAGCUACAGCAAGAUCAUUUCACGGAACAAGAGAGCCGCCCUCCUGCACGUAGACGCCAUCCUGGCCGUGGUGCUGCAGCACUACCACCACUGCAUCGUGGAAAAGGAGCUGAUCAGGGAGGAGCCGAUGAACGGCAUCUCCAGCUCCGUCAGGCAGAAGGCGAUGGACAUUGUCACCGAUGUCAGGAAGCUCAGGCCCCUCCUGGAGCCAAAUGACAGGUCAGAGCUUCUUCAAACAUGCUGCAAGAGUGUGCUCUGCCUGCCACCCUCAGAUGUCCUGCAGAAGGAAGCAGCCAGCCCCAAGGAGGGCCAGGCCAACAUGGAGCUGUUCAGGGAGACCAUGCAUUCUCUCCGAAGGCUCAUGGAAGCAUUUAUCACUGAGAAGCCCGAUUGGAUCCAGUACUGCUUGCAGCUUCUAGACAUAUGGCUGAAUUCCCAGAAGGAUAAUGAGCGGGAACGGGCCAUGUGGUGUGCUGCCCGUGUCCUUGGCUUUACUGCAAAAAUGAAUAACUUCAAUGUGGAGAUUCAGUUCACCCAUCUGGGGCGCCUGGUGAGGAUGCUGGCCAUGCGCUGCCAGGACACGGUGGACAACGUCUGCUUCUUGUCUGCACACGCAGUCUACAACCUCUACUGCAUCCUCCUGCUGCAAAAGCAGAUGACAAGGAAAAAGCAAGGCUUGUGGGAAGAAGAGGGCAAGAGUAAGGUCUAUAGCGCCAACAUGUUCUACAACAACACCCUUGAGAUCGCCAAAGCAUUCGCAGAGUAUUUCACCCAGCUCCAGCUCACCAACCUGGUGCUGACAGCCAUAGAGGGCCUGACCCACAGCAAGGCCAAGGUGUCUCUGGCUGCUGCCCAGCUGAUGAGUGCUGUCAUGAGAGAACGGGGCAGAGACAUGAUAAAGAUUGAGGAGGUUGUGGAGGGCAUCCUUGAGCGGCUCAACUUGCAGCUGGAGCCCAGCACGAAGGAGGAGACCCUGCAGGCCAUGUGCUCACUAGCAGGCAGCAACACCCACACCGUGGUGCCCCUGCUGCUCAGCAAGCCCCUGCCCUGGGACAGAACCAAUCUGGCCCUGUGGAAGACAUUUGGCACCCAUCGAGAGACUACAAUCAACGUCCUGCAGCUGCUCAUUGUCAUCCUGGAAAAGAACCAGUCCAGAGAGGAAACCGGGGAGAUGGCCUUCCGGCCUGUGGCGGUCAGAGCCAGGGAGGAGAGGAGGCCUGGGAUUUAG
Messenger RNA from Galeopterus variegatus (Sunda flying lemur), 2711 nucleotides. RefSeq names its product maestro heat-like repeat-containing protein family member 1. Gene Ontology annotation, cellular component: cytoplasm. NCBI's taxonomy places the organism in Eukaryota, Metazoa, Chordata, Mammalia, Dermoptera, Cynocephalidae. The coding region runs from base 33 to 2711 and encodes 892 amino acids. The transcript is spliced from 24 exons. The record is from RefSeq and is a predicted model, not a curated record.